CCGGUGCCGUUCACACCACAGCGUGUUGUGAACAUGUAGACGGGUCAGAGCUGCAGCUCCAGUCCAGACCCUUGAUCCCAGCGUGCUGCGCGUCUGGCUCUGACAUCAUCGGUUAUGAGGUUACACAUAUGGCAAUGCCACCACUCCAGACGGGUUAGUCGUCUUCUUGGGACCGACGGACUAGAUCCUCCACCGCCGUCAUGUCGCACACCUGGUCGGCAAAAGACCAGAAAAACACGAGUCAGCCGGGAGCCGUGGGGCAGAAGAGACCACGCAACGACACCGGGAACAAGGUGACGGUGGUGCUCGGCGCGCAGUGGGGAGACGAGGGCAAAGGCAAGGUCGUUGAUUUGUUGGCGACCGAAGCGGACGUCGUCUGCAGGUGCCAGGGUGGAAACAAUGCGGGACACACGGUGGUUGUGGACGGCAAGGAGUACGACUUCCACCUUCUCCCAAGUGGGAUCAUCAAUCCCAAAAGCAUAUCGCUCAUUGGUAACGGAGUAGUCAUACAUCUACCUGGGCUUUUUGAGGAAGGCGACAAAAAUGAUAAGAAAGGUCUGAAAGGCUGGGAGAAGAGACUGAUCGUCUCGGACAGAGCUCACCUCGUCUUUGACUUCCACCAGGUUGUCGAUGGUUUACAGGAAUCUGAAAGACAGGCACAAGAAGGAAAGAAUAUUGGAACAACCAAGAAGGGCAUUGGACCUGCGUAUUCCAGCAAAGCUUCUCGCACCGGGUUGCGUGUAUGUGACCUCCUGGGUGACUUCAAGGACUUUUCAACCAGAUUCAAGAACCUCGUCCACCAUUAUCAGUCCAUGUAUCCUUCUCUGGAAGUUGACAUUGAGGACCAACUGAAAAAACUUAAGGAGUAUGCUGAGCGAUUGCGGCCGAUGGUCAGAGAUGGGGUCUAUUACAUGAACGAAGCUCUUCACGGACCGCCAAAGAAAAUUCUGGUUGAAGGGGCCAACGCUGCUCUGCUGGACAUUGACUUUGGGACUUAUCCUUUUGUGACAUCAUCAAACUGCACCGUGGGCGGCGCGUGCACAGGCCUCGGCAUCCCACCGCUGAAUAUUGGUGAUGUGUUUGGUGUAGCGAAGGCCUACACCACCAGGGUGGGAAUUGGAGCGUUCCCUACAGAGCAGCUCAACGCAGUAGGAGAGCUGCUGCAGACAAGAGGUCACGAGGUCGGCGUAACCACGGGCAGGAAGCGACGUUGCGGAUGGUUGGAUCUUGUCAUCGUCCGAUACGCUCACAUGAUCAAUGGCUUCACAGCCAUUGCCUUGACAAAACUUGACAUUCUGGACGUGCUGGAUGAAAUCAAAGUUGGCGUUGCCUACAAACUUAAUGGGAAGAGAAUUCCCCAUUUUCCAGCAAAUAUGGAUGUUCUGCACAAAGUGGAGGUCGAGUAUGAGACCUUACCAGGCUGGAAGACAGACACAUCUGCUGCCAGGAAGUGGAACGACCUCCCAGCUAAGGCACAGAACUACAUCCGCUUCAUUGAGAACCACAUUGGAGUUCCCAUCAAGUGGGUUGGAGUUGGAAAGUCCAGAGAAUGCAUGAUCCAAAUGUUUUAAAGGAAAACCACCAUCACCAUCUUAAUCCUUUUCAUGGACGACACAUACAAUGGCAUCUUUUCAUCAACUUCUCUUCAUUAUUUA
Messenger RNA from Cynoglossus semilaevis (tongue sole), 1655 nucleotides. RefSeq names its product adenylosuccinate synthase 1 (gene adss1). The transcript is spliced from 13 exons. Lineage: Eukaryota; Metazoa; Chordata; Actinopteri; Pleuronectiformes; Cynoglossidae. The coding region runs from base 201 to 1571 and encodes 456 amino acids. Gene Ontology annotation, molecular function: adenylosuccinate synthase activity; GTP binding. Gene Ontology annotation, biological process: IMP metabolic process; 'de novo' AMP biosynthetic process. The record is from RefSeq and is a predicted model, not a curated record. Gene Ontology annotation, cellular component: cytoplasm.